Salvelinus sp. IW2-2015 is the source of this 3634-nucleotide messenger RNA. RefSeq names its product S-adenosylmethionine decarboxylase proenzyme. Gene Ontology annotation, cellular component: cytosol. The record is from RefSeq and is a predicted model, not a curated record. Lineage: Eukaryota; Metazoa; Chordata; Actinopteri; Salmoniformes; Salmonidae. Gene Ontology annotation, biological process: spermidine biosynthetic process; spermine biosynthetic process. Gene Ontology annotation, molecular function: adenosylmethionine decarboxylase activity.
UUCUGCGCUCUCCACAGUAUGGCCGGCGAUAUUAGCUAGCAGUCGCUCUACAGUAUUCUCUGUAAAAGGGAAGACGGUAAAACCAAGAAAUUACACCUGGAUUGCUAAAGGACUGUACUUAAUAAAUUAUAACGAUCAAGCAAGGACUAGCUAAUUAAGUUGAAAACGUAACCAACAUUUAAUUUCUGUUAUUGGUGUCUGCUGUGCCACGAUGGAAGAGAACGGUGCACACUUCUUCGAGGGAACCGAGAAGCUGUUGGAGGUGUGGUUCUCCCGGCAAGAUGAGAAUAAAGGAACAGGGGACCUCCGUACCAUCCCAAGGUUUGAGUGGGACAAACUUCUGGAGAAUGUGCACUGUUUGAUCAUAAGUGUGACGAAGACCGACAAGCAGGAAGCUUAUAUACUCAGUGAGAGUAGCAUGUUUGUCUCCAAGAGACGUUUCAUUUUGAAGACCUGUGGAACCACCCUCUUACUGCAAGCACUGAUGCCUCUGCUGGAACUCGCCAGAGAGUACUGUGGCUUUGACGCCAUCGAGGAUAGGUCAGAGGUUUUAACUCCAUCUCCUCACUACCUACAGAAUUUCUUCUAUUCUCGCAAGAACUUCAUGAAGCCCACCCAUCAGGAGUUCCCUCAUCGGAACUUCCAGGAGGAAGUGGAAUUUCUCAGCCAGAUUUUCCCAAACGGAGCAGCGUACUGUAUGGGACGUUUGAACUCUGAUUGCUGGUACCUGUUUACUCUGGAUUUGCCAGAGUUCUGGGAGAACGAGCAUGCGGAUCAGACGCUGGAAGUUCUGAUGAGUGACCUUGAUCCAGCAAUUAUGGACCAGUUCUUCAUGAAAGACGGUGUUUCUGCAAAUGAUGUCACUCGUAUGAGUGGAAUUCGUGACCUGAUACCAGGUUCUGUGAUUGACGCCACAAUGUUCAACCCAUGUGGAUACUCAAUGAAUGGAAUGAAGACUGAUGGGACUUACUGGACGAUCCACAUCACUCCAGAGCCAGAAUUCUCCUAUGUCAGCUUCGAAACCAACCUCUCUCAGACGUCCUACGACGAUUUGGUCAGGAAAGUUGUGGACGUGUUUAAGCCAGGAAAAUUUGUGACGACGCUAUUCGUUAACCAGAGCUCCAAAUGUCGCAGUGUCUUUUCUUCCGCCCAGAAACUCGAGGGGUACAAGCGCCUCGACCGCCAGUUGGCCCAAUUCAACGAUUACAAUUUUGUCUUUACUAGUUACGCCAAGAGCCGCCAGCAGAACCAGCAAAGUUGAGGUUUAAGAAUGAAAAAGAAGCGUAAGAAGAAAGGCGGCUGCGUAGGAGGGCUCGCCCCCCGUGGCUGUCUUUCUGUCCUAGCGGAGAGGCCCACUACACUCUGCUGCCAUUGUCCAGAAUUUCUUGGUAUCGAGGCCACAGGCCCUAAUAGUUUGAAUUGUAUGCAUUGUUGUACCUAUAACUUAGCUCUCUUGCAUGAAAGCUCUUUUUUCUGUUUAGAUAGUCUAGUGCACUCUUGCUGUGAUCUUGAAGUGCAUGUAGAGGAAUUAAACAUGCUCUGUUUGAGGCUGUCCAGCCUUGCCCCGUGUGCCCAGUGCAGCGGCCCCUUCCUGCAGGUCUCCCCCCUCAUUCCCCACAGACAGGGCUUCCGUGCCCACUAGUCCAGGGCCCUGACAUGCUCAGAUGGGUCCACCUCUAUGUGCUUACCAAUUUUAUAAAAAAAUGUUUAAGUUGAAAUGCAUUCUCCCCCUUCACUGAUUUGCUGCUUAUUUGAUCUGUUGCAAAUGUGUCCUUUGUUUUUGACCUUUGAGAGCACUUUAAGAAGUUUUCAGCUCGCGCAGGACUCCUCAGUACCCAAACGUAAAACACCAACCCUUUUUUGGCUUAUUGAAUUUCAUGACGUUGGUCUUCGAGUGAUUAUGGCCCAAAGCUCACAAUCUUCUAAUGUUAUUUGUCAUUCAGCAUCAACCUAGUUAAUUAAUUCCUUAAAUCAAAAUGCCAUACUUUGUCAGUGUUUCACUACCAGAGGAUUGGAUAGAGGCUGACUGCUGUGCAAUGUGAUCUAGUUCUUGGCUGUAAACUGCACCGGAGCCAAAAUAAUUAUUGCUAGAAUUGUUAACCCCCCCCCCCCCUCCUGUUCAGUCAGCCAUGCUUCUCUCCACCUCGACAAUAAAUGUAGCUGUUGAAUGUGUCCACAAAGACAGGCUUUCAACUUUUUCCCAUGCAACAGUAUGCGUUAGUGUAAAUUUAAAAUGUCCAMUUGUGUACUUCAUGGUAUGGGAUGUGUAAUACAUGUUUACAUUUACACCAAGGCUCCUACAUUUAUAAACUGGGUGGRUCGAGCUCUCAAUGCUGAUUGGCUGAAAGCUGUGGUAUAUCAGACGGUAUACCACACCCCCUUGUGCCUUAAUGCUUAAGUAUACUGCACCAACAGGAAGCGUCUGGUUCAUAGUAUACUCUGUUUUAAACACUUAAUUUAUCCAAUAAUAAUUGAAUACAUUAUAAAAAGUUCAAACUUGACACGUCAUGUAAGAACAAAGGCUGUGCCAACCGUGAAUGUUGAGGGCCAUGUUUAGACUAGAGGAGCCUGUUGAGGGGCUUUAUCUGAAUGUAAAUGACUCGAGACUCAGUAGUCGCCUUGUCGCUGUGGUGUGGGCCAGAACAAUGCCCUCUGCCAUCCAGCGUGGUCAGCCAUUGUCCCCCGGCCCAGCGGGUCUCCCCAUAGCACCCUGUGAGACUGUCAGCUGGCCCCAGAACCAUGCUUGACAGUGGCGCUCCUGGCUGCAUCGUGUGUCCCUGAAUGGAGAUAAUGACUCAGACUCUGCUUAGUGCAGCGGUUGCCCAGCAAAGCAUUUCUUUCAUAAACAAUGUACAUCCUCUCUUUCCCCCCUAUACAGGAAUCAGUAAGCGCACAAUAGAGGCCCACCAAUCUGAGCAUGCCAGGGUGAUCCCGGAUCAUUCCACACAACUGUUGCAUAAACCAUUUUAUUAAUUUUAUUGUGCGCAGACAUUUUGCAGUGAAUUGGUCCCAAAUGUGACUCCACUGCAGUUUUUUUGGAGCACAAUCCAUACCCUUUGUUCAGUGAGGGGAAAAAUCCUGUGACGCUGUGGUGCAUGUGACUACUAGUUCUGUAUUGCUUGACAGUGUAGUGUGCUGCGGUCUGUUCCUCCUGUGUAGAGUGAUGUGCUUCACCUUCCAGUUUUAUCAGCUAAUGUAGAUGGGACUGAGGCAUCCUGAUGUUUUAUUGAACAGGUGGGUUGGGGUUAAUGUUUUUACUUUGCCACCUUAGUGCUGAAGGCAGGCCCUCAUCUAUAUGGUUACUAUACAGAUAUUGAUGUUUGGCAUUUUGAGUUUCUUAUAUCUUUUUAGGAUGUGUGAUUGUCUUCUUGGGCUGGUCAGUAAUAUUCAUGAUGCUUCCCCUGCCAGUGAAUGCAGAUUGAUUUGAAUUUGCUGACAAACCUGGGGUGGUUAGGGAACAUUUUUUUGUUUGUUUGACUGCUGUUUUUAUUUUAAGACUGCCGUUUCUGGCCUGCCUUUAGCACUUCUGAGCGUUAUAACCUGUGCUGCGUUGCCCCACUAUGUUAGGAACUGUAAGAUCAAGCUUGUUCAGAAAGCUUAUAAAACACCAGAGAAUGGAUCAUUAUACACACAA